AUGGCUACCAAUGGUUCCGAUACGCCCAAGCGGGACACUCGCAACCACCAGCUUUUCGAAGUCGCAACAGAAGUCGCCAAUCGAGUGGGAGGUAUCUAUUCAGUGCUGAAGUCCAAAGCUCCAGUCACCACCGCAGAGUAUGGAGAGCGUUACACACUCAUUGGGCCCUGGAACAAGGCUUCGGCGGCUGUCGAAGUCGAGGUCCUGGAGCCGACAAACAUAGCCAUGGCCAACACUAUCGCAUCCAUGAAGGAGCGUGGGAUUGAUAUGAUCUACGGCCGUUGGCUCAUUGAGGGUGCGCCUAGAGUUUUACUUAUAGAUACUGGCACUGGCUAUCGCUAUCUGGAGGAGUGGAAGGGCGAUCUCUGGAACAUCGCCGGUAUCCCGUCGCCUGAAGGCGACCACGAGACGAACGAAGCCAUUGUCUUCGGCUACUUGGUGGCAUGGUUUCUAGGAGAGUACAUCUCACACGAAUCGAAACGUGCCAUUGUCGCCCACUUUCACGAAUGGCUGGCUGGAGUCGCUCUUCCCUUGACAAAGAAGCGUCACAUGGAUCUGACGACGAUUUUCACAACGCACGCGACCCUUUUAGGCCGUUAUCUCUGUGCCGGGUCUGUUGAUUUCUAUAACAACCUGCAGUAUUUCGAUGUCGACGCAGAAGCAGGCAAGCGUGGCAUUUACCAUCGCUACUGCGUCGAGAGAGCGGCUGCCCACUCCGCAGAUGUCUUUACUACGGUGUCGCACAUCACUGCAUUCGAGAGUGAACAUUUACUCAAGCGGAAACCAGAUGGUGUAUUGCCCAAUGGGUUGAAUGUGAAGAAAUUCUCUGCCGUGCAUGAGUUCCAGAAUCUCCAUUCCCAGGCCAAGGAGAAGAUCCACGACUUUGUCCGCGGCCACUUUUACGGACAUAUGGAUUUUGACCUGGACAACACGCUUUAUCUCUUCACGGCUGGCCGUUAUGAGUAUCGCAAUAAGGGUGUCGAUAUGUUUAUUGAGUCUUUGGCGCGCCUGAACCAUCGGUUGAAGACGAGCGGCUCUAAAACCACAGUUGUUGCCUUCAUUAUCAUGCCGGCCCAAACAUCCUCGUUGACUGUCGAGGCAUUGAAGGGUCAGGCGGUCGUCAAAUCAUUGCGCGAUACCCUGGAGAUGGUUGAAAAGGGCAUUGGUCGACGUCUGUUUGAACGAUGUCUUACUUGGAAAGAUGGCGAUAACAUGCCCGAUGAGAAGGAUUUGAUUACCAGCCAAGACCGAGUUCUUCUCCGUCGCCGAGUCUUCGCACUCAAGCGCCACACACUGCCUCCAAUCGUGACGCACAACAUGGUCAAUGACUCCGAGGACCCGAUUCUUAAUCAGCUCCGUCGCGUUCAACUCUUUAAUCAUCCCACGGAUAGAGUCAAGGUGGUAUUCCAUCCUGAAUUCCUCAACUCGGCCAACCCCGUUCUACCGCUUGAUUACGAUGAUUUUGUUCGUGGUACGCAUAUGGGUGUCUUCCCAUCCUACUAUGAACCGUGGGGCUACACCCCUGCGGAAUGUACAGUCAUGGGCGUUCCCAGCAUCACCACUAACCUGUCCGGAUUUGGCUGCUACAUGGAAGAAUUGAUCGAGAAUUCCUCCGACUACGGAAUUCACAUCGUGGACCGACGCUCUAAAGGUGUCGACGACUCUGUCAACCAGCUCUCCGAGUUCCUUUUUGAAUUCACUUCCAAGAGCCGACGCCAACGUAUCAACCAGCGAAACAGGACGGAGCGAUUGAGUGAUUUGUUGGACUGGAAGCGCAUGGGUCUUGAGUAUGUCAAGGCUCGCCAGCUUGCUUUGAGAAGAGCUUAUCCAACCUCUUUCGAUACCGACGAGGAUUUCACUGAUUACAUUGGUGGCACGGCCCAAAAGAUCUCACGGCCACUUUCAGUGCCUGGAUCGCCGCGUGAUCGCACUGGCAUGAUGACUCCUGGCGACUUUGCUUCCCUCCAAGAAGGCCGAGAGGGACUUGGCACAGAAGACUACAUUGCCUGGAAACUACCUGAGGAGGAGGAACCAGACGAGUAUCCUUACCCUCUCACGCUCAGGACGAAGAAGUCGGGCGACCGCCCCCAAUCGCCGCUUGACUCUGUUUCUCUGAACGGGAAAUAA
Messenger RNA from Talaromyces proteolyticus, 2127 nucleotides. Its product is annotated as putative glycogen synthase Gsy1. Gene Ontology annotation, cellular component: cytoplasm. Gene Ontology annotation, biological process: glycogen biosynthetic process. NCBI's taxonomy places the organism in Eukaryota, Fungi, Ascomycota, Eurotiomycetes, Eurotiales, Trichocomaceae. The record is from RefSeq and is a predicted model, not a curated record. The transcript has 6 exons. Bases 1 to 2127 code for a protein of 708 amino acids. Gene Ontology annotation, molecular function: alpha-1,4-glucan glucosyltransferase (UDP-glucose donor) activity.